GGAAAAAUAAAUCGUAUACGUUUUGUAUUCCAUAAUGUCGGACGUUCCAUCCCCACCACCAGGACCACGCGCCCCGCCCGAUUUACGACUCAGUGAAGAGCUACACACGUCCCAAACACACACCCUCGACGUAUUAUCCAGAACCCAGCUGGAGACUAUUACCACGACGUUCAUCGACUUUAUCGAGAGCAACUAGUGGUGAUUUUUGGUACACGUAAGUGAAUCUCAAAUUAUCUACAUAACUAAAUAGAAAAUGUCAGAUGUGUUAGCGAAUCGUGAUGCGUGGAAGGAGUACGAAUACAACAGGGAACACCAGAUUUAUUCAAAUUUUACCCCGUUCUAUGUGACAGUCGCCAUAUUUUCUAUCAUAGGUGGAAUAAUAUUCAUCUUCAACAUCAUUUGUUGCACGUGCUCUCGUUACAAACAUUACUGGCGAGACAGACAUACAGGAAAUCGUUGGAUUCAUCCCCUGUGGGUUGUCACACCCCACAAGAAUCCACCCCUGGAUCUCGCCCCGAUAACAUCAGGCUUCAACGACAGGCAUAUAUACUCCCUGCGACCUGGUCAAGCCUAUUCAACCCAAACAUAUCCCUCCCAAGGAACUUAUUAUCCGGAAUCAGUGCAAGAGGACUUAGAGGCCCAGUACGACUCCCGAUUGGGUACACCACAGCCACAAGAGUACAUGGAACUUCACAAACGAGAGAGUGAAAUUUAAAUCGUCAGUACACGAUACAGAAUUAUUUUAGUCCAUUGAUCAAUUGCUCCAGCGGUAGCUGAUCGUACAAAAUAGUUUUAGAACUCAACAGUCAAUUGAGAACGAGAGUUUAUAGCACCAACAAUUAACUUACUUCAAUUUUAAUUCAAAGUUUCGAAUUACGGAAACAAAAAGAGAAUUUUAUCCCAAAUAUUACAGUGAAGUUUCAACAAUUUGAGAAUCUUCAGUUU
Diachasmimorpha longicaudata is the source of this 945-nucleotide messenger RNA. It is a transcript of the gene Wrm1, whose product is annotated as wurmchen 1. The record is from RefSeq and is a predicted model, not a curated record. Bases 254 to 715 code for a protein of 153 amino acids. NCBI's taxonomy places the organism in Eukaryota, Metazoa, Arthropoda, Insecta, Hymenoptera, Braconidae. The transcript is spliced from 4 exons.